CUUCGGCAGCCGCAGGUUACGGUGCAGACAUGGCCAAGUCCAAGAACCACACCACGCACAACCAGUCCCGAAAAUGGCACAGAAAUGGCAUCAAGAAACCGCGAUCACAAAGGUACGAGUCUCUGAAAGGGGUGGACUCCAAGUUCCUGAGGAACAUGUGUUUUGCCAAGAAGCACAACAAGAAGGGCCUGAAGAAGAUGCAGGCCAACAACGCCAAGGCUAUGGCUGCACGUGCUGAAGCUAUCAAGGCCCUGGUCAAGCCUAAGGAAGUAAAGCCCACGAUCCCGAAGGGUGUCAGCCGGAAGCUUGAUCGACUUGCCUACAUUGCCCACCCCAAGCUUGGAAGGCGUGCCCGUGCCCGCAUUGCUAGGGGUCUCAGGCUGUCCCGGCCACAGACCAAGGCAAAGGCCAAGACUGAGCCCCAAAUCAAGGGCAAGGUCAAGGCUCAAAUCAAGGCCCAAGCUCAAGCUCAAAUCAAGAGCAAGGCUCUGCAGAACCUUCUGCUGCUGCUGAAUGCGAUGAGUCAUGGAGAAGACGAGGGUGUGGGCAAACCUCUCUGCAAAGAUGAAAACAUUCUAUUGUCUGCUAGCCAUAAUUGGAUGCUGAACUCUUAA
Messenger RNA from Lepus europaeus (European hare), 614 nucleotides. RefSeq names its product large ribosomal subunit protein eL29-like. Gene Ontology annotation, cellular component: ribosome; cytosolic large ribosomal subunit. The coding region runs from base 30 to 614 and encodes 194 amino acids. Gene Ontology annotation, molecular function: structural constituent of ribosome. The record is from RefSeq and is a predicted model, not a curated record. NCBI's taxonomy places the organism in Eukaryota, Metazoa, Chordata, Mammalia, Lagomorpha, Leporidae. Gene Ontology annotation, biological process: cytoplasmic translation. The transcript is spliced from 2 exons.